Messenger RNA from Ziziphus jujuba (common jujube), 534 nucleotides. RefSeq names its product cytochrome P450 714A1. Gene Ontology annotation, molecular function: oxidoreductase activity, acting on paired donors, with incorporation or reduction of molecular oxygen; heme binding; monooxygenase activity. The coding region runs from base 1 to 534 and encodes 177 amino acids. The record is from RefSeq and is a predicted model, not a curated record. Lineage: Eukaryota; Viridiplantae; Streptophyta; Magnoliopsida; Rosales; Rhamnaceae. The transcript has 2 exons.
AUGUUGUUGGCCAUCAAUCCAGAAUGGCAAACUAGAGCACGAGAGGAAGUUCAAGAAAUUUGUCAAGGACAAAUGCCUGAUGCCGACAUGAUACAGAAGAAGAAAGUUUUGACUAUGGUAAUCUACGAGUCUUUGCGUUUAUACCCUCCAGCACCCCUCAUAUCAAGAGAGUCCUUCGAAGACUUAAAAUUUGGGAAUAUUAACAACCCAAAAGGGCUUAAUGUUUGGACAAUGUUCUUAACAUUGCACUAUGACCAGGACAUUUGGGGACCAGAUGCUCAUGAUUUUAAGCCUGAGAGGUUUGCAAAUGGCAUUAGUGGCUCGUGCAAGCAUCCCCAUGUGUCUUUGCCUUUUGGUGCUAGUGCUUGUAUAUGUUUGGGACAACACUUUGCCAUGUCUGAGCUUAAAAUUCUGCUUUCUUUACUAUUGUCCAAUUUCUCAUUUUCCUUGUCACCCAAGUAUAGGGAUUCACUUGUUCUGACUGUCACCUUUAGGCCUGAACAUGGAGUGAACUUGACCAUGAGGAAGCUUUAA